AUGAGUUGCUGCCUGCUGAUCCUCGACGAGGAGCUGCAAUUGCUCACGGUGCGGCAGCUCCGGCCGCUGCCGGAGCUGCUGGGGCCGCUGCAAUGGUUCAUCAGCAGUCCGCGGAGGCUGCCAGUACUGAGCCAUAGGGGCUACGACUACAUCUACAUCCAGCGGGAUGGCCUCUACUUCCUGUCGCUGAGCUACGGUGUCGAGACGGUGGUGCCGAUGACUGUGUUUGCAUACCUGGGGCAGCUUUACCAGCUGUUUAAGAAGUACCUAGGGGAGAGGCUGAACCGGCAGCUGAUCAUGGACAACUUCCACCUGGUGUACGAGCUGAUGGACGAGUCGAUCGACAUGGGGAUCCCGCAGCUCACGGACCACAACAUCAUCCGGGACUACGUCAAGGUGCAGGUGGUGCGGCGCGCGGAGGACGGGGAGAAGCACGCAGGGAAACACAAGGCCAAGCGCGACAAGGCCGGCAAGGAGGAGGAGGAGGCGGACCCGGGCGCCGCGGACGAGCACUUCAUGAAUAGCUACAUCGCCAAGACGACGACGUCCGCGAUCUCCUGGCGGCCGCGCGGCAUAUACUACAGCAAGAACGAGUUCUUCCUAGACGUGGUGGAGGAGCUCGAGUACCUGAUGGACUUCGAGCGGGCGCAGGUGCGCCUCAACCAGGUCCACGGUGCGAUCAACUGCCGCUCCUACCUGUCGGGCAUGCCGCAGCUGACGGUCGGCCUCAACAAGAUGGUGGCGCAGGACCGCGACUUCACGAGCCAGGUGCACUUCCACCAGUGCGUGGACCUGGAGCGCCUGGCCACCGACCGCCACAUCACGUUCGUGCCGCCCGACGGCGAGUUCCAGCUGUGUCACUACAAGCUGGCGCGCGGCGCCAACGAGCAGCCGCUCAUCAAGCUCGAGGAGUGCCGCGCAGCCGUCAAGCCGCGGCGCCGGCCCGCGGACGCGGACCGCCUCGUGCUGACCGUGUCCAUCUCGACCAACUUCAAGCUGCAGGACGCCACGUCCGUGCUCAAGGUGCGCGUGCCGCUCGCGCGCGUGUUCGAGCAGUGGAAGGUCGACCUCUCCUUCCCGCCGCGCUUCAAGUGCGACGCCGGCUGCGUGAUGUUCAACAUCACCGACGACUACCUGCUCUGGGACAUCGGCAAGGCGAAGGGCAGCCACGGCGACCGCCGGUUCACCAUGCAGUCGCAGUUCCACCUCUACGACGAGGCCUACUACUCGCGGCGCCGCGCCCAGCUCUCCACGUCCAUGGACCCACUGCCCGCCCACCCGGGGCAGCAACUCGAGGCGCUCUACAACCAGACCCACGCCAGCGCGCCGACCCACGCCUCCGCGCUGCUGCGCGUGGACUUCGAGGUACCCUACCACACAAUCAGCGGGCUUAAGGUAGAGUUCCUAAAAAUUCUCGAGCCACAGCUCCAGUACCAGUCCUUCCCAUGGAUACGCUACAAGUCCACCAACCACCAGCUCUGUGCUUUUCAGCUAUAG
Eremothecium gossypii ATCC 10895 is the source of this 1497-nucleotide messenger RNA. It is a transcript of the gene APM2, whose product is annotated as Apm2p. Lineage: Eukaryota; Fungi; Ascomycota; Saccharomycetes; Saccharomycetales; Saccharomycetaceae. The coding region runs from base 1 to 1497 and encodes 498 amino acids. The record is from RefSeq and is marked provisional. Gene Ontology annotation, molecular function: clathrin-cargo adaptor activity. Gene Ontology annotation, biological process: intracellular protein transport; clathrin-dependent endocytosis. Gene Ontology annotation, cellular component: AP-2 adaptor complex; cytoplasmic vesicle. The transcript has a single exon.